Messenger RNA from Cydia pomonella (codling moth), 2945 nucleotides. RefSeq lists its product as uncharacterized. Gene Ontology annotation, cellular component: site of double-strand break. Gene Ontology annotation, molecular function: single-stranded DNA binding; flap-structured DNA binding; double-strand/single-strand DNA junction binding. NCBI's taxonomy places the organism in Eukaryota, Metazoa, Arthropoda, Insecta, Lepidoptera, Tortricidae. Gene Ontology annotation, biological process: double-strand break repair via homologous recombination; DNA double-strand break processing involved in repair via single-strand annealing. The record is from RefSeq and is a predicted model, not a curated record. The coding region runs from base 77 to 1771 and encodes 564 amino acids. The transcript is spliced from 10 exons.
UUGGUGUUAUUAUUGAUGAUUGUUUCGUGUUAGCGUUUCAAGUUUUGGGAAUUCUCCAAUUUGGAAUUAGACAACAAUGGUUUAUUCUUCUGAGAAUAUAGUCUGUUCUUCGCUGUCUAAUAAUAAAUCUGUGGUAGCUCUCGAAAAUACUUUGCAUCAAAGUAUAAAUCAUUUGAAAGAACUCGUUAUAGAAUUUGAUCAACUUCAAGUAGAAUCAGAUGACUAUAAAACCCAAGUAACAACACUCGAAGAAAAAUGUGAAAGUAAACUCUGUGUUGGCUCCGAGGCCUUGAAAAAAGUUAUAGAACUUAAGGACAAUAUUAUUCAGUCUGUUGCAUCAGCCCUAACAAGACUAAAUGAAACAAAGGACAUGAGCAUCAUAGAUGAAGCAUUCAAAAUACUCUGCGGAGAAACAGUCUCACUCACUCCCCCCAAAGACAGUGCAGAUUUUCAACUUAAGACCCCUAAGAAAGAAUCACCUUCAUUUACAGAAGCAAUUAAUGAUGAAUCCGUGUCUGAGAUAGAAGGGACUCCUACUGGUAGAACUAGCCCUAUUAUUGUGUCUAGGAAGGCAAGGAAUGCAUCAGAUUACAGGGAGAAAAAGAAAUGUCCAGACAAUUGGCCAACACCAAAGAACAAGGCAUUGAAACUGACAUAUCCCAACUUCUGCACUCCACCUGGCAAGGGCAAGGGCAAGCUACGGCAGACCAGGUUCACGACUGUGAAACAAACUUCUGUGCUUGAUAUUUCCAGCUCACCAGAAUUUGUUGGCUUAAGAAGCAAUAAAGAUACUAAGAGCAUGCAGUUAAACAUUAAAAGAGAAUCGCUUGAUGACGAGGACACGAUAGAACCUUCACCCACUAGCAUCACGUCCAAUUUUUCAUCCAUAUACAGAUCAGCAGUUAGAAGCAGCCCUUUAAAAUUAAAUAGGAACAGUCCACACAAAAUAAUAAAGGGUAGCCCGGCGAAACUGAGCUUAGUCAAGAAACCUCACCCCAAUAUGUCCAAACUACAGAUCAAGACCGAAGGCUCAAGUAAUGUAGACAAUGUGGAAAAUAAACUGGGAAAUUCAGACAUAAAAAUGAAAAUGGAAGACUCGAUCAAUCUGCUAAGACCUCCACGAUUUCGCACACCAGAGAGAUCACCAGCAAAGCUGAAAGACCCAAAUGAAACAGAAUGCAACAUCGAUUCCAGCAUAUCGCUACUUCAUCAUGUCCAAAAACUGGAAAAGACGUCGCCAGAUCGCAAGAACAUAUGCAGCCCCACCAAACGGCCUUUAGCAGAAAAUAUCAACUUCACCAACCUUCAAACGCAAUGCGACACGGAAGCAAGCGUGUCACUCCUCAACCACAACCAUUUCAUAGACAAUAAGAAAGAUCUAGAAAGUCCAAACAAAAACCCAACUUUUCAGGGGCUAGAAAGAGAAGCAAAUAGAAAUCCGGUAAUAGAAAGUAUUAUAAAGAAAGAUCUGGAGAGAUUAGAGCCGAAAAGAGAGAAUGGGAAAGUAGAUGUUAUUUUUAAAGAGCCUACAGUUAGGAAGAAAGCGGAGAAGAGAGCUUUGCCUGGAUGGAGUUGCGAUGAGUGUAAAAAUUUCUACGCCGAGCUAUACAAGAACGACCCAGUGAUGUUGGCCAAGAAGAUGGACGAGUGCUCCAAGCACCGCGGGCGGCGCGACCCCGCGCGGCCCCGGACCCCGCCCGGCUUCUGGGACCCCAGGUGGGACGUGCCCGAAGACACUGAGGAGUUCAACAGGAGGAACAAUGCUGGUUGAUAGACAACCAUUGGUACUCUUUGUAAAAAUAAACCUUAUCAUAGACACAAGUGUAUUUUAAAACAUAUUUUAUUUCAUUUCAUUUAUUAAUUGUAUAGUCAUGUACAUACAUUAUUAAGGUGUUGCAAUACAAUUCAGUAAGUCAGUUCAUGACGCCCUGUGAGGACAUACAACAACAAUAUACUAAUACCUUACAAAUCUAAGCUAAUCAUUUAAUAAAAUAAAAUUAUUCAUCACGAUCAUCAUCCGAACUUACAAAUCCACAAAAUUUAAAUUAUUAAUACAUUUAAAUAUGUUACAAUUGUAUGAAAUUGCAUGUCACUUAAAUUCCAAAUAUUACACAUUUGAUAAAUAAAUAGUCAGUUCAGUAAUAAUUAAAAAUAAAAUAGCAAUUAUAAAUUAUAAUAAAAAAAGUCAUUAACUGAAUAAUAGCAUUUAUCGAGUAAUAAACCAGGAUCUAUAGCGAAUUUAUUUUGUUACCUUUAUUUCCGACGUUUCGACGCGGGUUUCACUGGUCGUGAUCGCGGAUUCGCGUCAAAACAGAGAUUUGUGUAAUUACCCGACGAAAAGUAUGAAAAAGUUUCGGUAGGCAGUAGGCAUCACAAUUUGAAACUACCCAACACUUAUGUAUUAAUUCUUUUCGUCGGGUAGUUACACAAAUCUCUGUUUUGGCAUUUUGCUGGGACAUCAGUUAGCCGCGACCACGAACAGUGAAACCUAGGUCGAAACGUCGAAAACAAAGGUAAUACAAUUAAUUUGCGAUAGACAUAUUUUAAAUAUGUUUUAAAAUGUGUUCAAAACGCGAAAGUUUGAAACGUUACAAGAGGAUACACCUGGAAAUAACCCUUUUUAUAGACACGUGAUUUUCUUGAAUUACUUACUCCCUUAAGAGCAAUUCCUAGCUGAGCAACUUUUCAAAUCUCAAAGUUUUGAAGCUAUGUUUCUGUCGCACUGCGGUGGGCGGGAGUGCGUGCGUGCGAUAAGGACAACUGCAGCUCGGGCUAAAAUUUCCACGCAAAAAAAUCAAAAGUCUAAGUUUCGCUCUCGACUGUUUCCUUGUCCAAAACGCAACCAAUCAUUAUGAAAUUUUGGAAACUGCGAGAGGAAGAAAUAAUCUAUGCCGCUGUUUUGAUUUUUUGGAUAUUUGUUGUCAUAUUUGUAUACUGCGCCUUUU